AUGCUGGAUCCGUCCCAGGCGAAUGCGCUGGUGUACUCGACGUUAUGUGGCUUCAUGUUGAUCGGUCUUUGGGCCGGUUACAACACGAAGAACAAGCGCGAGUUUAUUAGCGGUGUCCGCACGCAGUCUGCUUGGGUGGUGACCAAGAGCAUGCUAACCGCAGAUAUGUCUUCCUCGCUCCUGCAGUCGUAUCCCCAGCUGGCGCUGAUCCCGGAUGCGGGCCUGCUGGGUCUCGGAGCGUACGCGUUCGCGACGAUCGCGCCAGUGUGGGCAUUUGGGUACUUUGGACCGCUCAUCCGCCGCGUGUGUCCCGACGGAUUUACGCUCUCGGAGUACAUUCGCCGCCGCUACGGCUGGCCGAUCGGUGUGUUUAGCGCGCUCGUGUUUAUCGGGUUCAUGUUUUGCUUCAUGAUCGUCGAGCUCAACACGUAUGGCUCGAUUCUCGCGACGCUGCAGCCAAACAUUCCGCACAUCAACAUUAUCGGGCCGCUGAUUAUUGCAAUUACCACGACGAUUUACACGGCCUAUGGUGGUUUCAAGGCGUCGCUGUGGACUGACAACUUUAACGCGGUCUGCGUCAUUGUCCUGAUUAUCAUCGCCGGUGUCAUGUUUGGAACGCGUCUUCCGAUCGACCAUGCCAAGGUCGAGGAAAGUGGGUUGUUACACGCGCAAAAGCUCGGUGGCGAACUGUGGUACAUUCUCCCUGUCUCGAUUACCUUUGCGCAGAUGUUUAACCAGGGCUUUUGGCAGCGUGCGUUUGCGUCCAAGAACAACAAGAGUUUGUACUUGUCUGUGGCGCUUGCGAGCCUUCCGCUCUUUGCGAUCUGCUUCCUGGUCGGCAUGGCGGGUCCGCUCGCGCAGUGGGCGGGUGUCCAGUACGCCCCGUACAUGAACCCCGACGAUGACACGGACGAUGGCUCGAACGCGCUCUUCAAGGCGCUGAGAGUGAUGCCAAACUGGGUCAAUGGCAUCGUCCUUGUCCUGGCCGGCGUCCUUUCGUCGAGUGCGUACGAUACCUUCCAGUCGGCGCAGAUCAGUGUGAUUGAGAGCGACUUUUUCCUCGGCCGCCUCAACAUUUGGUGGUGCCGUCUGAUCCUGAUCUGCCUCAACGUGCCUUGCGUUGCGCUGGCCUCGAUCAACAUCGACAUCCUCGAGGUAUUUAUUGUGGCCGACCUUGCGGCGCUUGCGAUCGUGCCGGUGGCAUUCCUCGGCCUGAUUCCUGCGCUCUACUUUUUCCACGGCUUUGACGUCGUGGUCGGUGGCUGUGGCGGUUUCCUGACCGUGUUUGUCUUUGGCACCAUCUUCUACCGUGAUGCAAAGCAGGGCGGUGCGCUGAUCGGCAUGCCAGACGGCCUGUACGUCAGCGACUAUAGUGUGCUUGGCGCAUUCUUUGCCGCGCCGCUCGGUGGUCUCGGCUUUGGUCUUGCGUCGUGCGCACUGCGUCUCGGUGCACUGUACCUCUUCUCCAAGAUGACCGGACGUCCGUUUACGGCACUCGACCGCAAGCAUAUCGACGCCAACGACUGCGUGCUCCCCGAGGACCGCCCUGCGGCGUUCUUUGGGCUGCACGGCACCGGCAACCCCGAAGACGGCCGCCGCCUCGACGACAGGGCGCCGGACCUCAAGGCGAACACGGCCGAAUUCCACACGCCGCUGCAUGCGUCGGGCCGCCGCAACUGGCUUGGCUUCCGCCGCGGUUCGUCCGACACGCACGUCGAGGCAGACACCAAGAGCCUCGAGGCGCGCGAAGACGAACGUGGCUUUGAGCACGAGCACGAGCGUGGCUUUGAGCACGAGCACGAGCGUGGCUUUGAGCACGAGCACGAGCACGGUUUUGAGAACGAGCAUGAUCUCGAGCAGCCGCAGGAGCAUGCAUGGGCUUCGCAAGACGCCCAUGCGUGGCCUUCGCAGGAGCACGCAUGGCCCUCGCACGACGCAAACACAGACGUGCAGCCGUGGGCCGACUCGCACCUCGAGACGCCGAACACGCACGCAUCGCACCUGCGCGCCGCGCCGCCGCUGAGCGCCGCGCAGGCCCCGGGCACGGGAACACAAAUUCUUUAG
Molecule: messenger RNA, 2064 nt
Organism: Malassezia japonica
Lineage: Eukaryota; Fungi; Basidiomycota; Malasseziomycetes; Malasseziales; Malasseziaceae
Exons: 2
Coding region: 1-2064 (687 amino acids)
Biological process (GO): spermidine transport; transmembrane transport
Cellular component (GO): plasma membrane
Molecular function (GO): spermidine transmembrane transporter activity
Source: RefSeq, a predicted model, not a curated record